Molecule: messenger RNA, 740 nt
Organism: Coturnix japonica (Japanese quail)
Lineage: Eukaryota; Metazoa; Chordata; Aves; Galliformes; Phasianidae
Gene: RPL32
Product: ribosomal protein L32
Biological process (GO): translation
Cellular component (GO): ribosome; cytosolic large ribosomal subunit
Molecular function (GO): structural constituent of ribosome
Source: RefSeq, a predicted model, not a curated record
GCAGGUCCUGUCAGCUUCGUAGUGAACGCGCAGAGCGGACCGUGAAGGAAGCGCCCAUCCGUUCUCCCGAGCCGCCCUCCCGCUCCCGUCCCUCGUUGCUGCUGCUCAGGGCUCAGUGUGACCCCACCGGGACCGGCCGCUCCGUCCCGCCGCUCGCUCCGUGCACACAGCGCACCGCGCUGACCUGUCGGGACCGCCCAGGUGUCCCAUAAGGCCCCGCGCGCGGCGCCCCUCCCUCUCUCUGCGGGCCGUGCCGGUCGGUGCCGCCAUCGCGCAGCCGCCGCCAUGCCUGCCCUGCGGCCUCUCGUGAAGCCUAAAAUCGUUAAGAAGAGGACCAAGAAGUUCAUCCGCCAUCAGUCUGAUCGCUAUGUCAAGAUCAAGCGCAACUGGCGGAAACCGAGAGGUAUCGAUAACAGAGUUCGCAGGAGGUUCAAGGGCCAGAUCCUGAUGCCCAACAUUGGUUAUGGGAGCAACAAGAAGACAAAGCACAUGCUGCCCACGGGAUUCAGGAAGUUUCUGGUCCACAAUGUCAAAGAGCUGGAGGUGCUCAUGAUGAGCAACAAGUCUUAUUGUGCAGAGAUCGCUCACAACGUGUCUUCCAAGAACCGGAAGGUCAUUGUGGAGAGAGCAGCUCAGCUCGCCAUCAAGAUCACCAAUCCAAACGCCAGACUGCGCAGUGAGGAAAAUGAAUAAGGCUGCUACGUCUGGGGUGUGUUUAAUAAAGUGUAAAAACAAACUGA